Messenger RNA from Dendrobium catenatum, 3930 nucleotides. Its product is annotated as uracil-DNA glycosylase, mitochondrial. NCBI's taxonomy places the organism in Eukaryota, Viridiplantae, Streptophyta, Magnoliopsida, Asparagales, Orchidaceae. The transcript has 7 exons. Gene Ontology annotation, cellular component: mitochondrion; nucleus. The coding region runs from base 34 to 1083 and encodes 349 amino acids. Gene Ontology annotation, biological process: base-excision repair, AP site formation via deaminated base removal; base-excision repair. The record is from RefSeq and is a predicted model, not a curated record. Gene Ontology annotation, molecular function: uracil DNA N-glycosylase activity.
CUAGAUCAGAGCAAUGUACGGGGUAGCAGCAAAAUGGCUUCUUCUACUUCCAAAUCCCUAGCAGAAAUCCUACAGCCGGUUAAGCGUCUCCGAUCUCUCUCACCGUCACGCGAAACCCUAGCCCCUAGAUCAUGCAUCUCAAUUCGCAGUGAUCCCUCUGUUGGCUCUGGCGUCUCAGGCGAGUUUAAACUAGAAUCACCUUCCAACCUCACCGUGGAGCAGCGAAGCAGAAUGGAGUUCAACAAGUAUUUGGCAAGAUCGAAGAGGAACGCCAGGCUCUGCAUCGAGAGAAUUGAGAACGCAAAAGCCAAAGGAAUCGAAUAUGCGAAGUUGGAGGAGCUUCUAGUGGAGGAAACGUGGCUGGAAGCUCUUCCAGGGGAGCUUCAAAAUCCCCAUUGGAAGAAUCUUUGCAGGUUCGUGGAGAGUGAGCUGAGGGGUGUUGUUCCCAUAUAUCCUCCGCCACACCUUAUAUUCAAUGCCCUAAACUCCACUCCGUUUGAUCGGGUGAAGGCUGUGAUCAUUGGUCAGGAUCCGUAUCAUGGGCCUGGUCAAGCUAUGGGCCUUGCCUUCUCAGUGCCAGAGGGUAUCAAGCCUCCAUCAAGCUUAAUCAAUAUUUUUAAGGAACUUCACAAGGAUGUUGGCUGUUCCAUUCCCAUGCAUGGAAAUCUGGAAAGAUGGGCAGUGCAGGGUGUUCUUUUGCUUAAUACUGUACUUACUGUUAGAAAGCAUCAGGCUAAUUCUCAUGCUACAAAAGGGUGGGAACCAUUUACUGAUGCUGUUAUUCGAACAAUAUCAGAGAAGAAAAGAGGCAUUGUUUUUAUUCUCUGGGGUAAUUCAGCUCAAGAGAAGUCCAAACUGAUAGAUCCUACGAAGCACCAUAUCCUUAAAGCAGCCCAUCCGUCGGGCCUUUCUGCUAAUAGAGGCUUUUUUGGAUGCAGGUCAAUAAAAAUUAUUUUUAUUGCAUUCUCACUUGGUAUGCGUGCACAAAUUACUUUAGGAGUGCUUUCAUCUGCUUGCAUAUGUGAUUUGAAUUUUGUUUUUCUAUUUACGUAUAUGCCUUAUAAUUCAAGGUUUUUUAUGUAAUUUUCACUUAACUUGGAUGUAUUAAAUAUUAAUAGACCGCUCAACUUAUAAUCCUUGCUAAAGUACCAUCAUGAUAUGAGAGCUUCUUGUUAUAUUUAAUUAAUCAUUACAAAAGAACACUGCCAUCACUUAUCUCUGUUUUUUUAAAAAGUGAACAACAAUGCAGCUAUUACAAUGUUGGAUGACUUCUUAUAAUGUCGAAUAGUGUGACGGGAUACGAAACAACAUGGAAUGGGACAAUGCAAGUUAAAAAAUAUAUACUGGACUAUCAUAGAUCUCAUUGAUAAGUCUUGAAAUCAAAUGUGAUACUUGUUUAAUGAUGUGUUAAGAGAUGUUAAUGCAGAUGCCAAAACGUGAAACUCCUCUUCAUGCAAGAGAGCACAAAUUUCCAAGUGAUAAGGCCUUGAAUUGUUCCUUGUACACACACUUGAUUGAAGAAAAGAGAAAGACGUGAAGUUAAAUGAAGGGAUAGGAAAGCUCCUUUUUGAGCUUGUUGAUUUGAAUUUGGCUCCCACAGUCAAUUUAGUGUGAAGGCAGAGUUUUGCUUUGAGCAAAGAAUGUAUUAUAUAAAUAUAAAAAUAAAUGAAUAAAUAAAUAUGUAUAGUGAUGUAUAUAUUUUUAUAUUUUAAAAUUCUAUGAACUUCUUGGUAUUUAAAUUUGGAUUUUCUCUUGAUUUGGGUAAAAUUUUAUGUGAUCGGUAAAGAGAAGUUUGAAAUAAAAUUAUUAAUGUGUGAUAUCGUGAAGAUUGCAUGUAAUGUAUAUGGGAUGAUUUGGGAAGAUAUUGCAGAGGUUGGUUGAAUAUGAUUUGGUUUAGGUUUUAGGAAAACGUUUUGGAAGAAAUUUUUAGGAUUAUUUGAUAUCACAUUAAUUUAGGUGGUAAUUUAGCAUGCAAACUUCCAAAGGAGGUAAUGCAUUAAGAGAUGGAGUAUUGGGCAUGAGUUUCUAUUGUUUUAAGCGCAACUUGAAUUACUCAUAAACAAGUUGGUCGAGAAGGUAACUUAAGCGGAGGUGGUCGCCGUCUGUGUUGGCGAGUGCUAGUAGUUCGGAUUAAAGCAGGCGGUAGGAGAUGACUUGAGGCUUGAGGAGUUGGAAACAGUAGAUGUGGAGGGGUCGGGUGUGGAGAUCUACUAAUGGAAGAAGAAGUGAAGCAGAGGAAGAGUUGGAGCUUGUGUGGGUGGAAGAGAGUCGAGAGCUUCGAGCUCUUGUUCCUUUUGACGACGCGAAUCAGGCGACGUGAAGCGGGUUUACGCGUGCGAGGGAUGGGCUUGCUGCUGUUCUGCGAUGAUGUAGAGGUAUGGGUCGCCGUUUCUACAGGAUUUGGCAGGUGAUGUGGAAUUUUUUAUACAAUUUUGAUUUUUUUUUGUUUGCUUUUGAGGUCAACAGUAAUAUAAUAAGUAAUUUGAUAAUUAACACCUAAUUUGAUAAUUUAUAAUAAUUAAAUUAGCUUCUAAUUAUAUUAUUUAUCAUUAUAACUUAUUAAAUAUAAUUAAAAUUAAAGUUAAUAAGUAACUCAUAUUUAACAUGCAAAUUACAUUCAACAUACAUUAAAUUUAAUUUAUAAAUAAACUAACCGUCUUAAAUCUUGUAUUACGUUGCCAAACAGUUUCUCAUGAUUUAUCAGGAUUUAACAUAUUUCACACCAAACAAUUUUAGGAUUUAUUAAAUCUGGAUUUACAUGUUUACUAAAUUCCACUAAAGUUAAAUCCUACUUGUUGCCAAACAUCUUCUAAUGGGAGUUGAUUGUGUAUUAGAUAAUGACGAGAUUGAAUCUUCUGAUGAUGAUGCAUCGUAUAAUCUUUUUGAUGGUUUAGACUUCUGAUGUCUUUGAGAUACGAAAUCGAAUGUCUCAUAAGGCACCCUAAAAAAUUUCUAGUGUUCAAGUGUCGCAUUGAACGAACAGCGAUGUACAAUUGUACAUGCUUAAUAGAUGGCUUGGGGACAUCUCAACACUGUGGAUGCUCCUGCAGAAGAUGGCAUCCGGGCUUGAGGUUUGAAGGGUCCAUCAACUUUCUCUAGCCAUAGGUUGACCAUCUGGAAUAUUUCUGUUCAUACUGUAAGUAAAGCUGGAUUCAUUUUGCAUUCAGAAACGAAAAUUGAUAGCUUUCCUUUAAUUUAUUUGGAUUAACUGGUUUGGGAUUUUCUGUUAUCAAACAUCUGCCAAUGCGGUUGGCUAGCUUCAACCAAUUAAUCAUUUCUCUUUGCCUUGCAAAUCUCAUAUUCUUUCAUAUAGAUUAUCUUUCCUCGAUUAAGUUCGCCUAACGUUACAAGAUCUUCUGCGCCUGCGCUCUCUAUCACUGACUUGUUCUCCAAUGCGAUAUCUUAUUUCAUAUUUUCUCUAUAACAGGCAUUUUUCCAAGACAAAUGAGAUGCUAAAGAGAUUAGGCCUCUCUCCAAUAGAUUGGCAACUAUAGAAUCAAUGAUGAGAAGCUACAGGUUUUUUUAUGAAAUAGAGUUUUUGACCAUAUGCUGCUACUCUCUUCCAAGCAUUUCUGUUUUUUUUUUGCUCUUAAAUAUGAGAGUGCUACUAUUUAUAUGGCCAAAUUUUGGACUAACGAAUCUAACUCCGACAACUUAAAUGAACUCAACUGCAGCAAGGAUAGUUUUGUAAUCUUCAGGAACUUGUCACAGUCCUCGUACUUAAAAUUUUGUUACUUUAUUUUGUUCGAAGUAGUGCAAAAAUUGAAGGUAUGUUUACGUAGUGGCAAUAUUCUUAUUAUACGUAGCUCUUACUGGGAUUUUUGUUAUUACGCUACUCCAGACUAGUUUAAACAGGAAGUCCUGCAAUUUCCUUCUAUAUGUAUAUUUGGUUUAUUAGCAGAUCAAUGAGUUAUUGAUAUGUGCUUCUGA